AUGUUGUUUAAUAGAGAAGUUGGCCAUAUUGUUAUUUUCGACCUCAAUUGUUUUGUGGAACUUUUUCCUUGGAGAUCUAAAACUCCUCUAAUUUAUAGAGCUGUUCCAAGCUGGUUUAUUCGGGUGGAAUUGUUGAAAGAGAAAUUGUUAGAAAACAACAAGGAGACUUACUGGGUUCCUGAUUUUGUAAAGGAAAAACGCUUUCACAAUUGGCUUGAGAAUGCUAGAGACUGGGCUGUCAGUCGAAGUAGAUUUUGGGGCACUCCUUUGCCAGUGUGGAUCAGUGAUGAUGGUGUGGAAAUCAUUGUGAUGGACUCCAUUAAGACACUUGAAGAGCUCUCCGGUGUUAAGGUUUGAGCUUCUCUUUCUCUUGCACACAUAUGAAUAUAUAUGAUUACUUAUUUUUUUAAUUCAACUUUA
This is a messenger RNA of Humulus lupulus (European hop), 420 nucleotides long. Its product is annotated as isoleucine--tRNA ligase, cytoplasmic-like. Gene Ontology annotation, molecular function: isoleucine-tRNA ligase activity; ATP binding. NCBI's taxonomy places the organism in Eukaryota, Viridiplantae, Streptophyta, Magnoliopsida, Rosales, Cannabaceae. The coding region runs from base 1 to 357 and encodes 118 amino acids. The record is from RefSeq and is a predicted model, not a curated record. The transcript has 4 exons. Gene Ontology annotation, biological process: isoleucyl-tRNA aminoacylation.